Messenger RNA from Staurois parvus, 1044 nucleotides. The record is from the annotation of a GenBank genome assembly. NCBI's taxonomy places the organism in Eukaryota, Metazoa, Chordata, Amphibia, Anura, Ranidae.
UUCCACUAUCAACCUCGUAGCUCCCGCCAGUAUGUCGUCACUUCCAGGAAUCCCCUUUCUCCCGGAAGUGUCGCCGUCCUGUGCCCUUUGCACAUGGCUGCUGGUGGUGUGUCAGGCUGUGGGUGUAAAGGGGUCCGUUCCUGCCUGCUGUGUGAGCCCGCAGUCCGGGAGCUGCCCAAGGAGUCAGUCCAGACAAAGUCCUUUAUCUACAUCCCAAAAAAAGGCAUAGCUCUUGGAGUAGAAAACACUAACUCUGCUGGCUGGUGGUUCCCGUUCCCAGGAGUGUGUUUGAUAGAAGAUUUUGUAACAGAAAAUGAGGAAAGAGACAUGGUACACACCAUGGACAUGGAUGAGUGGAGACUCUCACAGUCAGGUCGCAGAAAACAAGAUUUUGGUCCAAAGGUGAACUUUAAGAAACAGAAGAUAAAGGUUGGCAGUUUCACUGGUCUUCCGAAUUUCAGCAAAGUCCUUUGGGAACGAAUGAAGACGCAUACUGUACUAGAAGAGUUUCUGCCUGUAGAACAGUGUAAUCUAGAUUAUAACUCUGACAGAGGAUCUGCUAUUGACCCUCAUUUUGAUGACUCUUGGCUGUGGGGUGAAAGACUGGUUAGUCUGAAUCUUCUUUCAGAUACAGUGCUUACUAUGACAAACUCUUCCACAGAUAUACUGCAGCUCUUAUCUUCUGGAAAUCUAAGUGGCGAGCCAAAUGAAAUCCUUGAUUUAAAUGGUAAAUACAGCAGUCAUCUGAAUAAUGAGCAGUGUGCCCUUCAAGACUUUGCAUCACAUAAUGGAACACAGACCACUCUGGUUCCUUGCUCCGAAGUGGAAGUAGCCAUAUGUUUACCAAGAAGAUCCCUUGUAGUUUUAUACGGAAAGGCACGGUAUAGUUGGAAGCAUGCUAUUCACAGACAACACAUCACGCAGCGGAGAAUUUGCAGCACUUUCAGAGAAUUAUCAGUGGAGUUUAUGCCUGGUGGUAUUCAGGAGAAGCUGGGACAGAUACUGCUGGAGAUAGCCCUUGGUUUCCAGGGAAAUUCAGUUUAA